CCUGAGGAUGGGGAGUCAAAACUUUGACUCUUGUCAUGUUCUUGACCAUGGGCCUCCAGGGUCCUUCCCUUUCAUCCUUCCCUUCCUACCCCACCUUCCAACUGUGCUUCAAUGCCUUUUCUAUCAUGCCUCUGAUCUUGUAAGCUUCAAUUAUAGUGAUUCUGAGGACUGUCAACUUCUCCUAGGGCAGAUUACCCCCCAGUGCGCCAAACGCCAUAGCUCACUCGUUAAGCUACGAAAUCGAGUUAUUUAACUUUCAGUGGAAAGCUGACGCUGCCAGCUACAACAUAUCCGAUUUUCAGAUCGUUUCACCGAUUGGAGUUUUUGAUAUAGCUAUUCGAAGGUCGCGAGUUUUCUGGGCGUCAUAACGAAGUGCUGCAGAAAUUUCCAAGGAGCCAUUGAAUCAUCUGCUUAUAGCC
Closterium sp. NIES-67 is the source of this 419-nucleotide messenger RNA. The record is from the annotation of a GenBank genome assembly. Lineage: Eukaryota; Viridiplantae; Streptophyta; Zygnematophyceae; Desmidiales; Closteriaceae.